AUGGUCGACCGAGUGAAAGACAAGUUCGACAGCUACCCCCCGAAAAUGUUCCCAUUGAAGCACAAGUGUUUGGACGCGGUGUACAAUAUGGUCGCGUGGGCGUACAUCGACACGCGGAAUUUGAGGCGGCUGCGGUCCAGCGAGCUGAGGAAAACAUACCUCAAGCAUCACCUCGGAAUACGAGUAGCGGAAUUGCCUCGCGAUUGCGAUAUCGGUUGGGUGCACGCGCGCAGCGGAAAAGAAGCACUUAGGAUUUUCCGCAAGAGGCUAGCAAUGGCGUCCGAGCCACUCGAGCUCGCUUGGCUGUUCCACGAGCUGUGCAAAUUCCUGAUCGACAUCCGCCGCUACGACCUAGCUAGAUUUUACGGGAAGAAGGCGCGCGACAUGAGCGAGGAGGCGGAUAGUGAGCAAUGGACCCUAAACGUCCACCAUCUAAUCCUCAGGAUCGAGAUCAGCCAGAACUACCGGAACGAGGCGAAAGAAGCGGCAGUGCUGGCUCUGGGCAGCGCGAAGAAGCUCGGCCUCGACUUCCUGACUGACUUUUACGUCUGGAUUCUGGACAUGAUCGACGAGACCGACAUGGAGAAGAUGUCGGAUCAGGAUCCGAUCGCUACCAGGCAGCAGCUGAUCCUGGACCUGAUGCCCGAAGACAUGAAGCCAGAGGUGGACUACCUUUGGAGGAGCAUGGACGCAGUGCCAGCUAAACGCAGGCUAUCCGUGAUGCCCGGUUGCAAACCAGUCGACAAGAAAUUCAAAUUCCCGUGUAAACGAGUCAGCAUCCUGCCGGUAGCUGCGAAGGACCCUCACAAGGAAGCGAGAAAGGCGUUCCUGGCGAAGUACGAGCUGGCAAAGGAGCGGCCGGGUUACAUCGACUUCAACGAGUUCGAUUGA
Molecule: messenger RNA, 891 nt
Organism: Nomia melanderi (Alkali bee)
Lineage: Eukaryota; Metazoa; Arthropoda; Insecta; Hymenoptera; Halictidae
Source: RefSeq, a predicted model, not a curated record